Messenger RNA from Ectocarpus sp. CCAP 1310/34, 2285 nucleotides. The record is from the annotation of a GenBank genome assembly. NCBI's taxonomy places the organism in Eukaryota, Phaeophyceae, Ectocarpales, Ectocarpaceae.
GGAGCCUGCGACCCACGACAUUACAGGGCAAAGCGGGAUCAAGCUCGUCGCCAUCAUCUACUGUAGGUUCUCGCCGUGGCCCACGCACGCUGGCCGAGUUGGGUUGUCGGUUGUAAGUUGACGCAGAGAGAUCGAGCAAUGCGGCUCUUGACAGCAGUCAUGUUCCCAUGGUGCUUCUGCAGGGGUCUCGUUCCGGCUGCGAGCAGGCGUGGAGUGGUGGCCCGCGGCAUGGGUGCUCCUGGGUUGAGGAGGAGAGAUGGGGGCGCCGGAGCGGGUACACGAGUUCCGUUAACGCUGCGUGCUGGCGGCCGGGGCGGUGGUGGAGGCGGCGUUCUGCCGAGAGAAAAGCUGCUGAAGCAGGCCGUUUACGAGGGGAUGGAAAAGCUUACCGCGGCCAAGCUGCUGGACGGAGCGGACUCCGCGCUUAAGACAUGGUCGACCUACACAACAGGCUUCUUGCCCCCGCCCGAUGUGAACGUGAUGACCAAGCUGCUCGACCCCUUGCUUGACGUGGAGGUUCAGUCCUGGGGCGGCCAUGAGCAGGCGGAGAGAAAACGCCUAUUCGUUUCUAGGGAGGGAGUGUCGGCCUCGGAAUUGGAGUCCGAGGUUGUGGCGCUAGAGAUCGGGGGUCAGUUUCUGUUCGACAUGGCGGACCACCGUGACUUCCUCGGGGCCAUCGUCAAUCUCGGGGUCACGAGAGACGGGAUCGGAGACAUCCUCGUCCAGGGCGAGCGGGGGGCGCACGUGCUAGUCGACCCCGUGAUGGCCGAAUUCCUGGCCGGGAGUCUCACCAGCGUCAGGAGCGUCAAGGUUAAGGUCCGGCCGAUCCCACUGGAAGAGCUCGCCGUCCGACCGGCGAAGACGAAGGACGUGAGCACCGUCGAGGCGUCCCUCCGCCUGGACUCCGUAGCGAGUGCCGGCAUGGGCAUGAGCCGCAGCAAGAUGUCGGCGGCUAUCAAGAGCGGCUUGGUGCUUGUCAACUGGAAAGCUGCCGGUUCGGGCACGACGGAUGUGAAGGAGGGCGACGUCGUGACCGUUAGGGGAAAAGGGCGGGUCGAGAUCGGGGACAUCACCGUCACCAAGAAGGGACGCUACAAGAUCAACAUGCGCCGUACCACUUGAGUUACAAGUGGUCGUCCACCGAUUGGGAUUCGUUGCGGUGUGCGCCACCUCUAGUGCGUGGAUGCAGUUAGCGGCAGCACGUUUCGGGGUGCUGUGGUUGGCUUGUGACCACGGAAGGCGUCCGCUUCAGUAGGACCUGCACGGACAUUAGAAAGUACUGAGCGGAGACCGGAACGUUUUUCUACGGCAGAGAGCAACAACAACAACAACAACAACAACAACAACGUGAGGAACUCUGGUUUGGCCAGCAGCUGGGGUUGUAAGAUCCUAGGGCUGUUCUACAAAUGGCCGCUAUACACGUAUUGGUGGUUUCCAACCGCGCUUACGAAUGGUGCGCAUGUUCUUAGAUAUAUAUAUAUAUAUAUAUUUUUUUUUAGAUAUUGAUUUUCAAGUUGCUGCCAAGCUCUUUUUGGAUGGUGACCUUGGGCAUCACUACCGAUUUGCUAUUAAAACCUUGGGACAGGAUGUGUUCCAGAGUACGUGGCAGCGCCGAAAAUGGCAACGUUGGAAUCGUCGCGUCAAGGUCGUUCGGUCCAUCGUUUGAUGUAUGCACCCUCUUGGUCGUGGGGUGUUCGUCCAGGGGUGUGUGGUAUCUUGCGCCACCGGCGUAUCGUGACUCCUGCAUGCAACGGCUAACUUGUGCGGGUGUCGUGGGCACGGUGGGCAGAAAAUAGGUUUUACCGUGAACCGUUGCCUAAAACGAGCGUUGGGUUGAGCCCGUUGUUUGGAGAUGCCCUGCGCAGGCUUUGGACGAAGGCUUAGAUUUCGGACAUGUGUUCCAUGUUUUGUGUUCGGCGGGCAAGGCUUUUUGGUGUCAAGGAUAGAGUGAAGUGUGGCUGUAUUCUACAUGGCGCGUGAGGGUCGCACACGCGUCAUAUACGGUGAAUAGAGCAGCAGUUGAAUAUCGUUGCAAACCGCGGGGUAGGUGUGUACGCAGCCGCCAGAGAGGUUCCAGUGCAACGUUGAGCGCCAGACUCGACAUGGGCACCUCUCACUGCCUGGACAAGUGCAGAAGCUCAUCUCUCGCCUUCCAUACCAGGGUACGUGGGUGUGAAAACAUGCCCUUGACGGCCUACAGCGGUACAUGGAAACUUCUGGCUGUAGAGGCAGAGGAUAUUACGGACGCUCGGGUUAGGCAUUGGUUUGGAGAUGAGGGAACGACC